Messenger RNA from Oncorhynchus gorbuscha (pink salmon), 4549 nucleotides. RefSeq names its product protein kinase C delta type-like. Gene Ontology annotation, molecular function: ATP binding; diacylglycerol-dependent serine/threonine kinase activity. Lineage: Eukaryota; Metazoa; Chordata; Actinopteri; Salmoniformes; Salmonidae. The record is from RefSeq and is a predicted model, not a curated record. The transcript is spliced from 17 exons. The coding region runs from base 245 to 2305 and encodes 686 amino acids. Gene Ontology annotation, biological process: protein phosphorylation.
UUGCUUUCGCCUCACCACUCAAACGAAACCCCUCUCUCUCUCUCACACUCACUCUCUUGGGAAUGCACCUGCCCGACGUCACCAAUGACAAGCCUGCGAGUGAGCGAACGGUCGAAUGUUUCCUCAAACACACUCUAUAUUUCCAGUGUAAGAUACCUGUCAGUCUAGGUGCCGAGCACAAGGGAAAGCAAACUUGAUCAGGAACACUUUGCACACGAAGGAGGCUGCUGACUGAGUGGUCACCAUGGAGCCCUUCCUGCGCAUCGCCUUUAAUGCGUUUGAUGUGGGAGUCCUGCCCCCCUCGACUAACGAUCCCUUCUGUGCCAUUAAGAUGAAGGAGUCCCUCAGCACUGAGCGAGGGAAGACCCUGGUCCAGAAGAAACCCACUAUGUACCCAGCCUGGAAGUCCUGUUUCGACGCCCACAUCUAUGAGGGCCGUGUCCUGCAGGUGAUUCUGAUGAAGACCACAGAGGAGCCAUUGGCCGAGGCCACGGUGGGCGUGUCCGUGCUGGCCGAGCGCUGUAAGAAGGGCAAUGGCUGUGCUGAAUUCUGGGUAGACCUGCAGCCUUCUGGGAAGGUUCAAAUGGCCAUCCAGUUCUUUACGCAGGACACAGACACAACAGCAGCGUUUAAAUCGACAGUGAAGAUGCGCGAAGUGGAGGACGAGCCGAAGACACUGAACCGAAGGAGAGCCAUUAAACAGCCCAAGGUGCACUUCAUCAAGAACCAUGAAUUCACCGCCACCUUCUUCGGACAGCCCACCUUCUGCUCUGUCUGCAGGGAGUUUGUCUGGGGACUCAACAAGCAAGGCUACAAGUGCCGACAAUGCAAUGCGGCUAUCCACAAGAAAUGCAUCGACAAAAUCAUUGGGAGAUGCACCGGAACAGCAGAGAACAGUAGAGACACUGUGUUCCAGAAGGAGCGCUUUAAGAUCGACAUGCCGCAUCGCUUCAAGAGCCACAACUACAUGAGCCCUACCUUCUGUGACCACUGUGGCAGUAUGCUGUGGGGAAUGGUCAAGCAGGGCAUCAAGUGUCAAGAUUGUUCCAUGAACAUCCAUCACAAGUGUCAGAAGAAAGUGGGCAAUCUCUGUGGAAUCAACCAGAAACUUCUGUCUGAGGCCCUCAACCAAGUUAGCCAGAAAUCCAUAAGUAGGUCUGAAUCCAACAAAUCCGAGUCAACGGACGUUGGAAUCUACCAGGACUUCAACAAAAGCCCAGGAGCGGACCCUAGUGAAGCCAAUGAGAAGCUGUGGGAGGGUGGUAAGGUCCCUGCCCCCACCAACAUCACCCCCACGAUCCACCUCACCAUCGAUGACUUUGUGUUCCACAAGGUGCUGGGCAAGGGCAGCUUUGGCAAGGUCCUGCUGGCUGAGCUGAAGGGGCGAGGGCAGUACUUUGCUGUGAAGGCCCUGAAGAAAGAUGUGGUUCUGAUGGAUGAUGAUGUGGAGUGUACCAUGGUGGAGAAGAGAGUCCUGGCCCUGGCCUGGGACAACCCCUUCCUCGCACACCUCUACUCCACCUUCCAGACCAGGGAACACCUGUUUUUCGUGAUGGAGUACCUGAAUGGAGGGGAUCUGAUGUUCCACAUACAAGAUAAGGGUCGCUUUGAUCUCUACAGAGCCACGUUCUACUCAGCAGAAAUCGUAAUUGGACUGCAGUUCCUCCAUUCCAAAGGAAUUAUUUACAGGGACCUGAAGCUGGACAAUGUGAUGCUGGACAGGGACGGCCACAUCAAGAUUGCUGACUUUGGGAUGUGCAAGGAGAACAUGUUUGGAGAGAAUCGGGCCACCACUUUCUGUGGGACACCAGACUACAUCGCACCAGAGAUCCUGCUGGGACAGAAGUACACCUUCUCCGUGGACUGGUGGUCGUUUGGCGUGCUGGUGUAUGAGAUGCUGAUUGGCCAGUCGCCAUUCCAGGGUGAUGACGAGGAAGAGCUCUUUGAGUCCAUCAGGAUGGACGUGCCUCACUACCCUGGCUGGCUCACCAAGGAGGCCAAGGACCUGCUGGAGAGGCUGUUUGAACGAGACCCUAGUAACAGACUAGGGGUGGUGGGGAACAUCCAAGGACACUCCUUCUUCAAGACCCUCAAUUGGCCUGCCCUGGAGAAGAGAGAGCUGGAACCCCCCUUCAAACCUAAAGUGAAAGCGCCCAAUGACUGCAGCAACUUUGACCGGGAGUUCCUGCGUGAGAAGCCCCGCCUCUCCCACGCAGACAAGAACCUGAUUGACUCUAUGGACCAGGCGGCCUUUGCAGGCUUCUCUUUCAUCAACCCCAAGAUGGAAUGCAUUAUGGACAAUUGAAGGCACAACAUGAUUCCUCCAUCUAUCCAUUAUAAACGAAGGAAGGAAGGAAGGAAGGAAGGAAGGAAGGAAGGAAGGAAGGAAGGAAGGAAGGAAGGAAGGAAGGAAGGAAGGAAGGAAGGAAGGAAGGAAGGAAGGAAGGAAGGAAGGAAGGAAGGAAGGAAGACCAGUAUAGCAUUUAUCACUGUGGUGGGUCCAAUCAAUAGUGGUGUCUUUCUUUUCCUUGUGAUCAAAUAUUGAAUCAAUAUGAAUCAGUCCAUAUACUGUACUUUAUCCCCCAACAACACUUGCACCACCCCAUAACUCAGAUUGUUGUUUAAUAUUUUGCAUGCUGGGAAGUCGGGGAUCAAAUGUGGCUCUAUUAUCCCACCCCUGUGUGCCCCACCUACUGUCUGUCACUCUUUCCUGUCCUGAACAUUCACAUAAUACUUUGUGUGUCUGUGCGUGUCAGCACUCGCUGUGCGUAAAUGCAUAAAUGAAUGUGUCUUUGUGAGUGACAGCAUGAAUGUCUAGUAUUUCCCCCUAGCUGUAGCAGCUACUCUGAUUUGGAGUCGCAUGCUGGUGCCAGUUAUGAAUUGUCUAUAAUGAAAAAAAAAGUUUGUACUUUUUCAGGUACAAAAUGAAAGGGUGCUGCAUACAAAAUCUUGUUGUAUAAUACCCAAGAAACAGGACCAGUAGAGAACGCACAGAUGUAUGCUGGCAUGGAUAGUCUCAUUCCCCUCUCACCGUGUGGAUCUAGCUGCCCAUCCACACGGUAUAAAACUAAGGGUUUGCAACCAGUACUGCAACUUCCCCACUUUCCUGAACCAACUGCAGCUACUCUGAUUAAGACCUGAGUAAGUGUGAACCAGAGUGGAACAUCUUUCUGAAGGGAAUAAGUUUAAUGGUACUACACGGUGUGUCGUUUUGAAGGAUAUGGGUGUGUUGGGGGGGUAUUCCAUUGGCAAAAGGAUGGAUAAUUGGGUCUUGUGUUACUUGAAAGUAUUGUCAGAGGCAUCAUGCCCAUCGGGGGCACAAGGGCACGUGCCUCCUCACGUUACAUUAUUUACUAAAUAUCAUUUUUAAGCCAAUCAUUCAAAUGUAUUUAUAAAGCCCUUUUUUACAUCAGCCGAUGUCACGAAGAGCUAUACAGAAACCCAGCCUAAAACCCCCAAACAGCAAGCAAUGCAGGUGUAGAAGCACAGUGGCUAGGAAGAACUCCAUAGAAAGGCAGGAACCUAGGAAGAAACCUAAAGAGCCCACAUAUUUUCAUCAUUAUUUAUAAAAAAAGAUCUGUCAGCUAUAUGUUGCGGAGGGGCCACAGAUUCUGGUACAGUAAGUGGCUCCUUCCAAGGUGCAUCGCGGACCAAAGAUAUGCGUGCAGAGAGUAUUGUCAGUGGAGGAGGAGAGUAAUGGAGUGAAUCACAGUUGAUUUUUACUGCCGGUUAUCGGCAGGUCUCACAGGAGCUAUGUAUGAAACUAAUUUUGAUCACGCUAUGUAGCCAAUUGAUUCAUUCUUGAUAAGUAAAUAAAACACAUGUUUGGUUGUUUCUCUGUAAUACUAGCCACCUAGCAAUUUUAUGAAGUUGACUUUAGCUACAGUGCCCUUUGUAAUUAUUGGGACAGUGAAGCGUGUUUUAUUAUGAAUAGUUUCCUAAUCUCCCAGCCUCAUAAAUAGAUUCCCAGCCAUUUCUGGCUAUCAGUCAAGUUAGAGUAGCUUGUCUAACUAUCUUAGCUGGCAUGUCUGCUGGCAAGGUUGCUAGACUUUAGAAAAUACAAAAAUAGCUUUAAUUCUUGGGUUAUGAGACUAUAUACCAGUGUGGCAGUUUGUACUAAACUCUUAAAAUAUAAAAGUUCUUAAAGAAUCAAUGUGCAUCAUUAAUUAAAAUUACAAUUAAACCGGUUAGGGGUAUGGUUAAAUAACUUAUGCAGAAAAAUAUAAUAUAUUUACAUAGAAUUAGGCAUAACAAUUAUUGCUCUAGAUUGCAGGAAAAAGCUGUUUCAGGUGUUUGAAAAAUGCUAAACUCUCCAACUUGUCAGAAUUCUCAGAAUUCCCACCAUGCAUCUUCAUGUACUAUAUCACCCCUCUAAAAAUAAUGGGUGCAUGAGGCCCCUGGUAUUGUAACAAUAAAAUAAUAAUAUGCUGGAUAUGAAAUGAAAAUGUUGAUUGCCCUAAACAGACACUUUAUAAAUAUUGUAUGUACUUUUUUACUGUCUUCAUAUUUUACAUCUGAUUAUAAAUAAACACAUUUUUAUUUAUGGUGA